Messenger RNA from Coregonus clupeaformis (lake whitefish), 937 nucleotides. Its product is annotated as V-type proton ATPase subunit G 1. The transcript is spliced from 3 exons. Bases 110 to 466 code for a protein of 118 amino acids. Gene Ontology annotation, biological process: proton transmembrane transport. NCBI's taxonomy places the organism in Eukaryota, Metazoa, Chordata, Actinopteri, Salmoniformes, Salmonidae. The record is from RefSeq and is a predicted model, not a curated record. Gene Ontology annotation, cellular component: vacuolar proton-transporting V-type ATPase complex. Gene Ontology annotation, molecular function: proton-transporting ATPase activity, rotational mechanism.
AUGCGCUGUCAGCUGACUGCAGUAAAUUCACCGACCAUCGCUGCAAACACAGACCAGGAGCUGGAGGAUCAAUAUAUUCUUGUCGAUCUAUCUCUCUCCGAACUAAACUAUGGCUAGCCAGUCCCAGGGUAUCCAGCAGCUUUUGCAAGCCGAAAAACGAGCUGCAGAAAAAGUCGCAGAAGCCCGCAAACGUAAGAACCGUCGGCUGAAGCAGGCCAAGGAGGAAGCCCAGGCCGAGAUUGAGCAGUACCGUAUGCAGAGGGAGAAGGAGUUUAAGACCAAGGAGGCUGCGGCUCUUGGAUCCCAUGGUAACUCUGCUGUAGAGGUGGACAAAGAGACCGUGGGCAAGAUGGGUAGCAUCCAGACCAGCUACCAGCAGAACCGGGAAGGGGUGCUGGGCAACCUGCUUAAGAUGGUGUGUGACAUCAAGCCAGAGAUACAUGCCAAUUACCGUUUUGCAGGUUAACCCCCCCCCUAUUUUCUCUACGAAUAUAAUCAUCAGAUGUGUAUACGAUUCAGAUAGGUAUACAUUUGUCCAGUCAAAUAUAAAGCAUAUUCACUCCGUUGGAUAAUCAAAGCAGGCAGAGGUUGUGUUGGUCCUAUGCAGUGUCUGUUUCCCGUCUUCAUGGCUUGUAGUAUCAAGGUUUUUCUGUAAAGCUUAGUGUGUGUCUUGCUAUACAAUGUGAUGUUUAUUUAUAUGGACAUAUUGUUCUUGUUUUAUUCGUGGAGACAAAAUACAGUACUUCUUCCACUUAAUGGACUGUUAGACCUGAAAAAAAGACAAUUACAUUGCUGUUUUGUUUGAAUGUUUUCCUGCUGUCCCAAUUUAUUUACUCAUCUCCUCUAUAAAUAUGAAUGUGUUAUCCUGUAUAGUAGAAAUUCCUCUGUUCACAAAUAUUGUGACUUUAUUAAACUAAUAAAGUGUUCUGGUGGUUUA